GGGUGACGCAAUGGGUGACGCGCGGCGGCGGGCGAUGACGCGAGCGGGCGAUGGGGCAGGCGCUGUGCGUCUGCUCCCGCGGCACCGUCAGCCUGGGGGGCGCGCGGUACCUGCUGCUCCACCGGCUGGCAGAGGGGGGCUUCAGCUAUGUGGACCUGGUGGAGGGGCUGCGGGACGGGCGCUUCUAUGCCCUGAAGCGUAUCCUGUGCCACGACAAGGAGGACCGUCAGGCUGCCCUGCACGAGGUAGAGAUGCAUGGCCUCUUCGACCACCCCAACAUCCUGCGCCUGGUGGCCCACUGCAUGGUGGAGAAGGGUGCCAAGCAUGAAGCCUGGCUCCUCCUGCCCUAUGUGAAGGGGGGGACCCUGUGGAGCGAGGUGGAAGCACUACGAGAGAAAGGGACUUUCAUGCCAGAGCAGCGGAUCCUCCUCAUCCUCCAUGGCAUCUGCCGUGGGCUGCAAGCCAUCCACAGCAAGGGCUAUGCACACAGGGACCUCAAGCCCACGAACGUGCUACUGGAUGAGCAUGACCAGCCUGUACUGAUGGACCUGGGCUCCAUGAACCGAGCUCGCAUCGAAGUCAACAGCUCUCGGGAGGCCAUGGCCGUGCAGGACUGGGCUGCCCAGCGCUGCACCAUCUCCUACCGUGCCCCUGAGCUCUUCAUGGUGCCGAGCCAGUGCAUCAUAGAUGAACGCACAGAUAUCUGGUCCUUAGGCUGUGUGCUGUACUGCAUGAUGUUUGGGGAAGGCCCCUAUGAUGCCAUCUUCCAGAAAGGCGACAGCGUGGCUCUGGCAGUGCAGAACCCCAUCACCAUGCCCCCCACAAGCAGGUACUCGCCUGGCUUGCAGCGCCUGCUCUCCUCCAUGAUGACUGUGAACCCCCAGGAGCGACCAAGUAUAAAUGAUGUCCUCCACCAGCUGGAGGGGCUGCAGCCAGCGCCGGCGGGACAGGACACCACACAGAUCUGAGCCUGUCCCACCCCACAGCAGCGAUAUGGCUGAGCCAGGGGAAAAAGCAGCUGUGCUCGUCCCUGCUCCCCCGGGGAGCUGUUGCAGAGGGCAUUGCUGCACAUGAGGGAGAGCUGCUGUUCCAUGCCGGAGGUGUGUUGGAUUUGGAGUGUUCUGUGCCCUGGAUGCUGCUGCCUGAGGCUUGGUCUGUGCCCCAGGACUGCAGAUGUGUGACCUGCUGCUAAACACGGGGCCCUCACUGGCUGCUGCCACCCCCAGGAGCAGCAGAUGAGGAUGCUGUGAGACCUCUCCUGGGUGCUGCUGCUGCAUCCCCACAGCUCUGCACCCCAGGAGGGUUGCUCCUGCCUGGGGUAGAGCUGUGGUCUGGGUCCCAGUGCUGUGCUGGAGCAAGGCAGGGGGGAGCCAGCGCCUGCUCCACCACAGCUCUCAGCGCCAACGUUGCCUUGCGUUUGGAGUAAAAGAUGUUCUUGCA
Molecule: messenger RNA, 1440 nt
Organism: Falco peregrinus (peregrine falcon)
Lineage: Eukaryota; Metazoa; Chordata; Aves; Falconiformes; Falconidae
Gene: STK16
Product: serine/threonine kinase 16
Exons: 7
Coding region: 51-968 (305 amino acids)
Biological process (GO): protein phosphorylation
Cellular component (GO): Golgi apparatus; cytoplasm
Molecular function (GO): protein serine/threonine kinase activity; ATP binding
Source: RefSeq, a predicted model, not a curated record